GACCCAGCCCCCUGCCUCUAUCCAAAAAUAGCUAAGUUAAUAAUAAAAGUGACGAGAAAGAGGAAUGUGCCCGAGACCUCAGAGCCCCUCACCUGGGUCACCUGGGGGGCCUCAGCUGCCUGGUGACCCCCUGCCCCCAGUCCUGACUUCCUGCCUCACGUCUCUGAACCUGUCUCUGUCUCUCCCUUCCAGGCCGGCCAUGGAGCCCCUGUGCCCGCUGCUGCUGACCGGCCUUAGCUGGCCGCUGGCCCAGACCUUGAGCACCAACGCCACCACAGCCAGCGGCAACAGGACGGCCGCCACCCCAGGUCCCCAGGCGCCAGGCGGCCCCCAGCCCCUGCUGGCCUGGCUGCUGCUCCCGCUGCUGCUGUCGCUGCUGUCGCUGGUCCUGGCCGCCUACUUCUGCAGGUUCCGGAAGCAGAGGAAGGCUGUGGUCAGCGCCGGAGACAAGAAGAUGCCCAACGGGAUCCUGGAGGAGCAAGAGCAGCAAAGGGUGAUGCUUCUCAGCAGGUCCCCCUCGGGGCCCAAGAAGUUCUUCCCCAUUCCGGUGGCCCACCUGGAGGAGGAGGUGCGGCUCCGAUCGGCUGACGACUGCAAGCGCUUCCGUGAGGAGUUCAAUUCCUUGCCGUCUGGACACACUCAAGGAACCUUUGAGCAGGCCAACAAGGAAGAGAACAGAGAGAAAAACAGAUACCCCAACAUCCUGCCCAAUGACCACUCCAGGGUGAUUCUCAGCCCAGUGGACGGAGUCCCCUGCUCAGACUAUAUCAAUGCCUCCUAUAUUGAUGGCUACAAAGAGAAGAAUAAAUUCAUAGCUGCUCAAGGACCCAAACAGGAAACAGUCAACGACUUCUGGAGGAUGGUGUGGGAGCAGAAGGCGGCCACGAUCGUGAUGCUGACCAACCUGAAAGAGAGGAAGGAGGAGAAGUGUUUCCAGUACUGGCCGGACCAGGGCUGCUGGACCUACGGCGGCCUGCGCGUGUGCGUGGAGGACUGCGUCACCCUGGUGGACUACACCAUCCGCAAGUUCUGCAUCCAGGCGCAGCCCCCCGACGGCUGCAAAGCCCCCCGCCUGGUCUGCCACCUCCAUUUCACCAGCUGGCCCGACUUCGGAGUACCCUUCACCCCCAUCGGGAUGCUCAAGUUCCUGAAGAAGGUGAAGACGCUGAACCCCCUCCACGCCGGGCCCACGGUCGUCCACUGCAGUGCGGGCGUGGGUCGCACGGGUACCUUCAUCGUCAUCGACGCCAUGAUGGACAUGAUGCACGCGGAGCAGAAGGUGGACGUCUUUGACUUUGUGUCCAGGAUCCGCCAUCAGCGCCCGCAGAUGGUGCAGACGGAUGGGCUGAGGCCACGCCCCCCACAGAUGCAGUACACCUUCAUCUACCAAGCGCUGCUGGAGUGCUACCUGUACGGGGACACCGAGCUCGACGUGGCCUCCCUGGAGAAGCACCUGCAGACCCUGCAUGGGAAGGGCCCCCACUUCAACAAGAUGGGGCUGGAGGAGGAAUUCAGGAAGCUGACCAACGUUCGCAUCAUGAAGGAGAACAUGAGGACAGGCAACCUGCCGACCAACAUGAGGAAGGCCAGGGUCAUCCAGAUCAUCCCAUACGACUUCAACCGUGUGAUCCUCUCUGUGAAGAGGGGACAGGAGUACACGGACUACAUCAACGCCUCUUUCAUCGACGGCUACCGGCAGAAGGACCACUUCAUCGCCACGCAGGGCCCCCUGGCCCACACAGUGGAGGACUUCUGGAGAAUGGUGUGGGAGUGGAAAUGCUACACCAUUGUGAUGCUCACGGAGGUGCAGGAGCGAGAGCAGGACAAGUGCUUCCAGUACUGGCCAGCAGAGGGCUCCGUGAAGCAUGGCGAGCUCACCAUCGAAAUCAAGAGUGACAGCCUGGCAGAAGCCAUCAGCGUGCGGGACUUCCUGGUCACCUUCAGUCAGCCACCCGGCCGCCAGGAGGAGCAGCCCCGCGUGGUGCGGCAGUUCCACUUCCACGGCUGGCCCGAGGUGGGCAUCCCGGCGGAGGGCAAGGGCAUGAUCGACCUCAUCGCCGCGGUGCAGAAGCAGCAGCAGCAGACCGGCAACCACCCCAUCACUGUGCACUGCAGCGCCGGCGCAGGGCGCACAGGCACCUUCAUCGCUCUGAGCAACAUCCUGGAGCGCGUGAAGGCCGAGGGCCUGCUGGACGUCUUCCAAGCUGUGAAGAGCCUGAGGCUGCAGCGGCCACACAUGGUGCAGACCCUGGAACAAUAUGAAUUCUGCUACAAAGUGGUACAAGAUUUUAUUGAUAUAUUUUCUGAUUAUGCUAAUUUCAAAUGAAAACGUCUGCCUCAAACUAUUUUUUAAUUUAAUGGUCAGUAUAUUUUGUAAAAAAAAAAAAAAGUCUUGUUAAUUUAUUUCAUGGUCCACACCGAUAGCCUUUCUAAUUUCUUUGUAUAUAUUAGAUAUUCCACUGUGCUCCUAAGAGCCGCACAUUGUAAGGUCAUUAACUCUUAAAUCCCCCUUUAAAAGAUGGGGUCCGUUGUAAAGGCCAGAGACUCCCUCAUCAGCUCUGCUUCUGCUAACACCCAUCCGUACUUUAACUCUUCGUCUGACCCGUGUUUUAUUUGACGUUCCUAUGUCUGGCACUUCUGAAUGUUGUGAAUUCUGAUGUUCCAAGUGUGUUUUGACAAAGGAACAAACACCAUGUCUCAUCUUGAGAAAAACAACCAGGACUUGGAAAUGACUGACCCCCCCCCCCCCGCCCUUGCCCGGCCCCCUCACGCUUCCUCAAGAUGGAGUCUGAGUGGGGGUGUCACAGCCGCGGCCCCCAGCCCUGCAGUCUCACGUGCUGCAUCACACAGACGGAGUGCUGAGGCCAGCAGUCGGGCCUCUUACACAUGGCGGGGGGUAGCUGCAGGGACGCUGGAAGCCUCAAGUUGUCAAGGCUGUGUGUGUGACUGCCUCCCAGUGAGGUGAGAAUACUUGAGACUGGACAGGGCUCAGAGGGCCUCUCAGCACUGCUGUCUGUCUGUCUGUGCCUCUCUGCCGGAUACAGACAAGCUUCUGCGAAGCUAAGUGACUGUGUGUGGCCAUGCGGCCCGCUGCCCUCGGCCCUGGUGGGUUUCUGGAGCCCCCGUGUCCGGGCAGACAACCCCUUCAAGCACAACUGGGCUCUUCCCUGAGCUGAACGUUUAUAAGAGAAGAAAUCUUCAAAUCUAGAUUUAUACUGCUUUUUUUAAGUCCCCCACCCCCCAAUAUUUAAUAAAAGAGAAAAGGGAACGAGAAGACC
Messenger RNA from Erinaceus europaeus (western European hedgehog), 3278 nucleotides. RefSeq names its product protein tyrosine phosphatase receptor type E (gene PTPRE). Gene Ontology annotation, molecular function: protein tyrosine phosphatase activity. NCBI's taxonomy places the organism in Eukaryota, Metazoa, Chordata, Mammalia, Eulipotyphla, Erinaceidae. The record is from RefSeq and is a predicted model, not a curated record. The transcript has 19 exons. Gene Ontology annotation, biological process: protein dephosphorylation. The coding region runs from base 65 to 2326 and encodes 753 amino acids.